Molecule: messenger RNA, 4006 nt
Organism: Gadus morhua (Atlantic cod)
Lineage: Eukaryota; Metazoa; Chordata; Actinopteri; Gadiformes; Gadidae
Gene: cul1a
Product: cullin 1a
Exons: 23
Coding region: 688-3024 (778 amino acids)
Biological process (GO): ubiquitin-dependent protein catabolic process
Cellular component (GO): cullin-RING ubiquitin ligase complex
Molecular function (GO): ubiquitin protein ligase binding
Source: RefSeq, a predicted model, not a curated record
GGAGGACGUAUUUCUGUGAACCCUCAUUAGUUCAGCUCAGCUCCUUCAGCUUUGUUGUGGCAGGGAAAGUGUAAAAAUACAGUCUGAUAAAUGCUGUUUCUUUGAACGAAUAUUUUGCCAUUAGACUCAGAACCCUGACCAGACACACGUGCUAUCAAUUCUAGUGUUUUUCCUUUCGGAGAACUUAAAGAUCAGCAUCGUCAACGAUGGUAAGAGGGCGCUAACGCAUUAGCCUUUAGCCAAUGUCGUCACUCGUCCAGUGUAGUGGGGUGCUCGGCUUACGACGUCGUCAGCUACACAGUUCAACAUAGCGAUCUAAAUGAGACGUACAAAUAAUAAUGUGAUUUAAUGCUACUGAUGGCUACACGGAUCCCCGACCUGAAGUGUUUCACUGUCUGAGGAUCGGAAGAAUCAAUCCACAGUGCUGACAAUCUCCACAGGAACACUACACCCUGAUCGUCGAUUUCGCUUUUGGGGGACGUAUGCAGACAAGCCCCCUGACCCCCACGGCUGCCCUCGACCGCCUCGCCCCAUCCGACCCUCCCCCUCCCUCCCUCCCUCCCUCCCUCCCUCCUUCCCCCCUCCUCCUCCUCCUCCCUCACCCCUCAGCUCCUCAUGAGGGUGCUGUGAGCUGGGCCAGCGACUGCUCUGCAACGUAAGAGACCGCGGGGAGCCUCUGGAGAGGCCAUGUCGUCGUCCAACAGGAGCCAGAACCCCCACGGGCUGAAGCAGAUCGGUCUGGACCAGAUAUGGGACGACCUGCGGGCAGGCAUCCAACAGGUCUAUACCAGACAGAGCAUGGCCAAGUCCCGCUACAUGGAACUCUACACACACGUGUAUAACUACUGCACCAGUGUGCACCAGUCCAACCAGGCCCGCGGGUCGGGACCCCAGCCCUCCAAGCCGUCCAAGAAGUCCCCCACCCCGGGGGGCGCCCAGUUCGUUGGCCUGGAGCUCUACAAGAGGCUGAAGGAGUUCCUGAAGACCUACCUCAUCAACCUGCUCAAGGACGGGGAGGACCUGAUGGACGAGGGCGUGCUCAAGUUCUACACGCAGCAGUGGGAGGACUACCGCUUCUCCAGCAAGGUGCUGAACGGCAUCUGUGCCUACCUCAACCGCCACUGGGUCCGCCGGGAGUGUGACGAGGGCCGCAAGGGCAUCUACGAGAUCUACUCGCUGGCCUUGGUGACCUGGAGGGAGUGUCUCUUUAGGCCCUUAAACAAGCAGGUGACCAACGCUGUUCUGAAGCUGAUUGAGAAGGAGCGCAACGGGGAAACCAUCAACACCAGGCUGAUCAGUGGAGUGGUGCAGUCGUACGUGGAGCUGGGUCUGAAGGAGGACGACACGUUCGCCAAGGGCCCCACGCUGUCGGUGUACAAGGAGUACUUUGAGAGCCAGUUCCUGGCGGACACAGAGCGCUUCUACACCCGGGAGAGCACCGAGUUCCUGCAGCAGAACCCCGUCACCGAAUACAUGAAGAAGGCAGAGGGCCGUCUCCUGGAGGAGCAGCGCCGGGUCCAGGUCUACCUCCACGAGUCCACCCAGGACGAGCUCGCCCGCAAGUGUGAGCAGGUCCUCAUCGAGAAGCACCUGGAGAUCUUCCACACCGAGUUCCAGAACCUGCUGGACGCCGACAAGAACGAAGACCUGGGCCGCAUGUACAACCUGGUGUCCCGGAUCGCCGACGGCCUGGGGGAGCUGAAGAAGCUUCUGGAGACGCACAUCUUCAACCAGGGCCUGGCCGCCAUCGAGAAGUGUGGCGACUCCGCCCUCAACGACCCCAAGAUGUACGUCCAGACCAUCCUGGACGUGCAUAAGAAGUACAACGCCUUGGUCAUGUCGGCCUUCAACAACGACGCGGGCUUCGUGGCGUCUCUGGACAAGGCCUGCGGGCGGUUCAUCAACAACAACGCUGUGACCAAGAUGGUCCAGUCGUCCAGCAAGUCCCCGGAGCUGCUGGCCCGCUACUGUGACUCCCUGCUGAAGAAGAGCUCAAAGAACCCAGAGGAGGCAGAACUUGAAGACACGCUCAAUCAGGUGAUGGUGGUGUUCAAGUACAUAGAAGACAAGGACGUCUUUCAGAAGUUCUACGCCAAAAUGCUGGCCAAGAGGCUGGUUCACCAGAACAGCGCCAGUGACGAUGCUGAGGCCAGCAUGAUCUCCAAGCUCAAGCAAGCGUGUGGCUUCGAGUACACGUCGAAACUGCAGCGCAUGUUCCAGGACAUUGGAGUGAGCAAAGACCUCAACGAGCAGUUCAAGAAGCACCUGCUGAACUCCGACCCCUUAGACUUGGACUUCAGCAUCCAGGUGCUCAGUUCCGGCUCGUGGCCUUUCCAACAGUCCUGUACCUUCGCUCUCCCCUCAGAGCUGGAGCGGAGCUACCAGCGCUUCACCGCCUUCUACGCCAGCCGCCACAGCGGCCGCAAGCUGACCUGGCUGUACCACCUGUCUAAGGGCGAGCUGGUCACCAACUGCUUCAAGAACCGCUACACCCUGCAGGCGUCCACCUUCCAGAUGGCCAUCCUGCUGCAGUACAACGCCGAGGACGUCUACACGGUGCAGCAGCUCACCGACAGCACGCACAUCAAGAUCGACAUCCUGUCGCAAGUGCUGCAGAUCCUGUUGAAGUCCAAACUUCUGGUGCUUGAGGAUGAUGGUACCAAUAUGGACGAAGCCGAUUUCAAACCAGAAACCGUUAUUAAACUCUUCCUAGGGUAUAAGAAUAAGAAACUGCGGGUGAAUAUCAACGUGCCAAUGAAGACGGAGCAGAAACAGGAACAGGAAACCACACACAAGAACAUCGAGGAAGACAGGAAGUUACUAAUACAGGCUGCCAUCGUUAGGAUCAUGAAGAUGAGGAAGGUGCUGAAGCACCAACAGCUGCUGGCCGAGGUCCUCAACCAGCUGUCAUCCAGAUUCAAACCCAGGGUUCCCGUUAUUAAGAAAUGCAUCGACAUCCUCAUCGAGAAGGAAUACCUGGAGCGCGUCGACGGGGAGAAAGACACUUACAGCUACCUGGCUUAACGCGGCCAGCCCCCCCUGCCCCCCCCCCCCCCCCCCCCCCCCCCCCUUCAUUCAGCCGUUUGUUUUUGUACCGGACCCCCGGCGCCCACCGGCCUCGCGCUAGGAACACCACUGACGGGCGCCUCCCCUCUUUAAGGCCCUGUGAUGACACACACACACACACACACACACACACACACACACACACACAGACACACAGACACUCACGCAGUCACACACACACACCCCUUUUCCAAAACGUUGUGCAUUCCCUGCUGCAGUAUCGGUUUGACCAGCAGGGGGGGGUUAUCUAGUGUUACUGAUGUAUGAUUUGGCCACAUACUUCUACAAAAUGCAUACAAACACACACACACACUCAUAUCCCUGCACACAUACAUGUGAAAGGACGUUCAGAGCACCAAAAAGCAAUCCGGUUGCCAAGGUGGAUAUCCCUGUAAUUUUUUGUGUUUUUAAACUUGGCCACGGGAGCUGACUGCGUUGUGGUUGUCAGUACCCCACCCUCGACCCCCCCACAUAGGAAGUGACCAGAAACGCCUACAGAUCGAACAUAUUUUAACGUAAGAAAAUAUUACAGACAACCAAUGUCACUCUGAAGACCUUGUCACUCUCUUUGUAAAUUUGACAUUUACAGUGCAAUUACUUAAUAAACUUUACCUUGAGUUACAUGAACUUUGCAUGCCACUCAAAACACAUCAAUGAGUUGCUUGCUUGCUUAAUUCAACGGCUUUGGGAGGGGAGUUGUUAGCAGAAAACACUCCUUCAGCAAAAGGUGAAUGUGUGCGUGUGUGUUUAUAUAUAUUUAUAUACGUAUAUGUAUACGUGUGUGUGUGUGUAUAUAUACGUAUAUAUAUGUGUAUGUGUGUGUGUGUAUAUAAGUGAUCUGUUGGUUUGAAGCAGGGCAUCCAUGUUGAAGCAUCAUCAUAAAGGAAGUGAUCUCUUUUGUUGAAUCAAAAGGACAUUAAUAAAAAGUUUGUAAAUACAA